AUGUUCGCCGUCAUUCCUGCAGCGUUACGACUCCUCAUAUCCACUCUGCUAUGGAUUGACUCACCGCCAAUAGAAUCUCCUCUACCAGAGUUACAGUUCCGAUUGCGCCACUUGCAUGGAGUUUCCAAUAAUUCCCGAACCAUCUUUGUAGACUUACCUCAAUCCUACUCAGAUUUUGCUGAAAAUUACACUGUCAGGACGCAUAAUAUACGGAGCUACAGGCCGCCGUCAUUCUCCGCAUUCUCGGACGCACGUAGAAUGUCAAGAAUAUACGGACAAAGUACUUUGCUUGCCUGGGAUGGAAUCGAGACUCGAGCUCCAAAUUCGACGCAUCGCAAUACUCUACUUACACUUGCCAAGAUGACAUCUAAUGCUUACUACGAGCCUGUAGACAAAGAGUGGUACGACAUCGGGACAGAUUGGAAUUCAACCUUCUCGUACGGUUGGGAACCGGAUUCAGAUGGAUUCAGAGGCCAUGUAUUCGUUUCUACAGAUAAAUCCACCGUUGUGGUGUCCAUCAAAGGUACCUCCGUUCCCAUUCUAGGUGGUGGCCCAACGAUGAAGAAAGACAAAUUGAACGAUAAUCUCUUAUUCUCUUGUUGUUGUGCCCGCGUCGGUCCGACAUGGUCCACUGUCUGUGGGUGUUAUCAAGGAGGAAACAAAUGUAAUUUGCCGUGCGUAGAGAAAGCCCUGAUAGAAGAUAGCUUGUUUUAUUCGGUUGGAAUAAAUCUGUAUAAUAAUAUUACAUACAUGUACCCAGACGCAGAUAUCUGGGUAAUCGGACACUCACUGGGUGGUUCCCUAGCUUCUCUAGUUGGUGUUACUUUUGGCGCUCCCGUCGUCGCUUUCGAAGCUCCUGCCGAAAUGAUGGCUGCUCAAAGGCUUCACCUUCCCUCACCUCCCUCAACUCACCAUAUCACCCACGUCUUCAACAACGCCGAUCCAAUCCCCAUGGGUGUCUGUAACGGCGUCAUAUCGACGUGCGCAAAUGCUGGGUUCGCCAUGGAAUCUCGCUGCCACCUCGGUAAAAUUAUGCGAUACGACGCAGUAGGAAAGCUCGGAUGGAGGGUGGGUGUACAAAAUCACCCCAUCUCCACCGUUAUAGAGAAUCUGUUGUCUGAAGAUUGGGAGAAGGCUGGUGAGAAGAUUGGCGCUCUGGGUCGUGAGACGCCCGAGCUGGUUGAGGAGGAUUCCGAUUGUCCGACUCAAGAAUGCUUGACGUGGACGUUUGGCGAUUUUAGAAACAACACUUUACUACAGGAACCAUAG
This is a messenger RNA of Lentinula edodes (shiitake mushroom), 1269 nucleotides long. RefSeq names its product Alpha/Beta hydrolase protein. The coding region runs from base 1 to 1269 and encodes 422 amino acids. Gene Ontology annotation, molecular function: glycerophospholipase activity. Lineage: Eukaryota; Fungi; Basidiomycota; Agaricomycetes; Agaricales; Omphalotaceae. Gene Ontology annotation, biological process: multivesicular body membrane disassembly; piecemeal microautophagy of the nucleus; macroautophagy. The record is from RefSeq and is a predicted model, not a curated record. The transcript is spliced from 4 exons.